Messenger RNA from Glarea lozoyensis ATCC 20868, 1668 nucleotides. RefSeq lists its product as uncharacterized. The record is from RefSeq and is a predicted model, not a curated record. The transcript is spliced from 7 exons. Lineage: Eukaryota; Fungi; Ascomycota; Leotiomycetes; Helotiales; Helotiaceae. The coding region runs from base 1 to 1668 and encodes 555 amino acids.
AUGGCUGUUUCACGCAGCAAUCCAACUGGCCCACGGUCCACGAAUAAUCACCGAAGCGACGAGGAAGAAGGAAAACAUGACAAGCCCGCGACCGCCGCCUGUCCUCCUGAGAGCCCUUCGAAUCUGUUUUCGAGUACACCCUCUAGCAACACUAAGCCAACCAACGAAGGACGGAGACCUCAUAACAAACUAACUAUCAAGGAAGUCACGGAGACGCCUAACUGUCCAUUUCGAAAUCCUUUUUUUGGUGGACGCCUGUCCAAUUUGACACCGUUGAAGCUUUCAAAAACGACCAGCGAUUCUGGCGGGCAGAGUCUCAGGAAUCAUGAAAGUGGUGGACGGCGCAACGACAGCACAACGGUUGAGGGGAAAAUCGAACAAGAUGUUGGGAACCAGGGCCAUACUCAGGACACCGACCUAGAAGACAAUCAGAUCAAACCGCCGCCGGCACCCAGACCACAAUAUGCUACUUUGCCGGAGAUACCGGUAUCAGCUGAAUUCGAAAGCGAAUACGAGAGCGAGGACGACGACGAACAGCUUGCGAAAAUGAAACAAGCACACGAUGCGCUGUUGACUCUAUCAGCAGAUGAGUCUAUGCCCUCAUCACAUAUAGAACCGAAAUUCAAUGAGGAUGUCCUACCACAAGACGUAAUGAACGCUAUCAAUAAACUGACAGAAAUACCAUGGAGUCGGCCAUCAACAGGAUCUACGGAUACGGCCGGUGACGACGAGACUAUGGAAGUCACGUCUGAGGAUAAUUCUCGGAGAACAUGGUAUGAAUCGGGUCGUGAUGAGCGAGCGCGUUUUUCCACGGUGCCAGAGGAUAUUGUCUUGUUCGGCCGGUUUACAAAGCUACCAGAACAUAUCCGCCAGAAGAUCUGGUCUCUGAGCUACAGUCGCCGUCUGGUCGAAGUUCUAGAGCAGGACGGAGAAUUCAUCGCAAGACGCCUACAUAAGAACAAAAUAAUUAAUCUUGCAGUAUGCCAAGAAUCACGGUCUCAAGCACUUAUAGACUAUCCACUCUCCUUCUCAGUUGACAGCGACCCACCACUUAUUCGCUUCAAUUUCGAUCUGGAUACGCUUUUUCUGGGAGUAGGUCUGCAAAACAACGAAAGUUAUAAAUUCUUCCGCGCAAAAUGUGACGCAAAGGACUUGGCUCGGUUGAAGAAUCUUGCGGUAGAUGCUGCGUUGACUUGGGGGAGAAAUAUGUGGCAUGAUCCUGGCAAGCAACAUACUCGGUAUGGAAACGGGCUUUGCGGCUUGCUGAAAAACAUUUACCCUAAUCUACAAAUACAUAUUGUCGUGUACACGGGGUAUACGGAUCCAAUACCCUGGUGGGCCCAAGAAUCUUGGUUUCCCCUGCUUCCUUGCAAGGCCGAUCACAGAUACGCCCAAACAGACGCUAGGACUGUCUAUCAGUUUUAUGCCGAGAAUUGGAAUGAUAUUGAUCAUUAUACGAGUUUGUUCAGGCUUUCGACGAGACGUACUCCCUUACUUAGAUAUGGAGGUGUUCCACCUAUUGUUAAAUGGGAGCCAGCAUUGAAGAGAUGGAAAGUUCCCUACGUAUACGUAAUUGGUAUCCCGGAUAGAUCGAUAUAUGGCAAAGCAGAGCAUGUCUGUCUCGAAGAGAUGAUAAUGGAUAAAGUUAUCGACAAUAUUUUUGACUGA